This is a messenger RNA of Trichobilharzia szidati, 1838 nucleotides long. Lineage: Eukaryota; Metazoa; Platyhelminthes; Trematoda; Strigeidida; Schistosomatidae. The record is from the annotation of a GenBank genome assembly.
AUAUUGGACGUGCGUUUUUUUAAAUGGUAGUUGCGCUACAGCUAUGCGCAAUCUCAGCCAUUUGAGUCUACAAUUACUCAGAUGUAAUUCAUGCUGUUUGAAUAGUCGUCCCUUGACAACAACUUCAAAAUGUUUGGCAGAUGAGCCGCUGGCUCUAAGUAAAUUAAAACGAGGUACAGGUGGGAGGGCAUCGUUUAAUGGCAUGGUUGCAACUGUAUUCGGGGGGUACGGAUACUUGGGGAGAACUUUGUUGACUCAUCUUGCGAAGAAUGGGACUCAAAUUAUAUUGCCUUACAGAUGCGAUCCUUACGCCAUUAAAGAUAUGAAGGUCGUGGGGGAUUUGGGACAAAUUUUAUUUUUGCCAUUUAAUUUGAACGACGACGAAUGUUUAAGAAAAGCUAUGAAGUAUAGUAAUGUGGUUAUCAACUUGAUAGGCACAGAAUUUGAUACCAGACAUUUCACGAUUGAAGACGUGCACAUUGAUGCAGCUGCACGCAUUGCAAGAAUAUCUAAAGAAAUGGGAGUCAACCAACUUGUUCACGUAUCUGCAUUGUGUCAGAAUCGAAACCCACCGAAAUACGUUUGGAGGCCUUCUCGAUUUAUGUCAUCCAAGGCUAUCGGUGAACAAGAGGUUCUUCGUGAACGUCCUGAUGCUACAAUCUUCAGACCAGCUGAUUUAUGGGGACCGAAUGAUCGAUUUUUAUGCCACUUUGGUGGAAAAUGGCGUCAUUUGAGAAUACCUGGACGCUAUUUUAUUCCAUUGUGGAAUCGUGGCGUAAAGACAAUAAAGCAGCCUGUUUAUGUAGGUGAUGUUGCACGUGGAAUUAUCAACUGCUUAAAUAAUCCAGAAUCUCUUGGACAGAUUUAUGAAGCUGUUGGUCCGCAUCGUUAUAGAAUGGAUGAUCUUGUCAUGUGGAUCUACUUAGUUUGUCGAUAUCUACCCAGGGAGUUAACUAUUACUAAUAUGAAUCCUUAUCUUUUGUGGCGUACUUUUCUUCACGAAAGACAUGCUCGCUUUUAUCCACGUCUUACUUUUGAAGGUUUGGAACGCGAAUGUGUCACAGAUAUUUUAUCCGGAUGCCCAACACUGGAUGACUUGAAUGUGAAAUUAACAAAAUUAGAAGAUCGUAUUACUCAUAUUUUGUUUCUCAAUCGUCGGCAAGUCUUUUACUGGGAUGCUGUUGGAGAAUUUCCAGAUCCUCCGACACCACCUAUUCAAUUUUCAUGAAUUACUUGAAAUAUGAAUUUAAAGUACCUGCUAAUUUUCUGUAGAAGAAAGGAAUUACUCAGAGAAUGAAUAUAUGUGAAGAAAAAAGACGCUCAAACUUUCCCAUACAUGAACUAAACUCUUGUAUUUACACAUAUCUUUUUAGACAUAUAGUUUGUGUCUUUGUAGUAUUUGUUUUCAAAUUUGUGCGGAUGGCUGACUGCACUAGAUGUAUGAAUAGUCACUUCUGAAAGGAAUGAAAGAUCCACUGGACUCCCUUAUUUGUUUUGAAGAUAACCCUUAGCUAUACACGGUUCGGUCAAUCCCAAUUCUUUCAUACUUUUGCUUACACUUUGUAUAGGUAUUACAAUAGAUAAUUCUUACUUAUUUAUUUCCUUUUUCAAGUUUAAAUCGCGUUAGAUUGUUGAUGAAACUUUCCUGCUCUCAAAACUGUUUGCGUUAACAAUAUAUGUUAGCCGAAUAUCAAUCACGUUGAAAGAGAAUUAAGCAUAGCUGAACCAAUACGUGAUAGCAAUCCACCUGUAUGCUCGUUUUUUUCACAUUUCUCUGUGUUGUGCUAUGCAUGAAAACGUUAUUUAAUACCAGUUGUUGCCAACUUCUAUGUUGAAAA